Molecule: messenger RNA, 3416 nt
Organism: Vigna unguiculata (cowpea)
Lineage: Eukaryota; Viridiplantae; Streptophyta; Magnoliopsida; Fabales; Fabaceae
Product: kinesin-like protein KIN-13A
Biological process (GO): microtubule-based movement; microtubule depolymerization
Cellular component (GO): microtubule
Molecular function (GO): ATP binding; microtubule motor activity; microtubule binding
Source: RefSeq, a predicted model, not a curated record
AUAGAUUUGAAAAUUAGACGAUUAUGAUUAUUAAAUUAUGAUAUUUAACGUUUUAUUAAUCUCCAAAAUUUCCAUUCAGAGGGUUUCUCUCUCUUCUUCUCGUGCAUUCUCCUUCUUCCGCCAUAAUCGCCCAAGCAAGUGGAAUUCCAAUUCGACGCGUUCACUCCCUCCAACGACGCCGCUUCAGAUCUGAAUCGCCGCCGUUUCAGAGAUCCACAGUGCCGGCAUUCUCCGUUAAAUUUUCGCACCGUUCAUGCUCUUCCCCUCGUGCGAACAGAUCUUGAAAAUUGGCGCCUCAACGACGUUCGCAGCGCCACGCGAGUGGCCAGAUGCCGCAGGGCAAUGCCGCCGCCGCCGCUCUGUUGGACCACAGCGGCGAUGCUGGAGACGCUGUCAUGGCGCGGUGGCUCCAGUCCGCCGGCUUGCAGCAUCUCGCCUCUCCCCUAGCUUCUACCGCCAUCGAUCAUCGCCUCCUCCCCAACCUUCUCAUGCAGGGUUAUGGAGCACAGUCGGCUGAGGAGAAGCAGAGGCUUUUGAAGUUAAUGAGAAACCUCAAUUUUAAUGGGGAAUCUGGUUCAGAGCCAUAUACGCCCACCGCCCAGUCUUUAGGUGGAGUGGCUGGGUCGGAUGGGUUUUAUUCUCCUGAGUUCAGGGGUGAUUUUGGAGCCGGACUUUUGGAUCUUCAUGCUAUGGAUGAUACAGAGCUUUUGUCUGAGCAUGUAGUUUCAGAACCUUUUGAGCCAUCACCCUUCAUGCCUGGAGAUGCUAGAGUAUUUGAAGACGAUUUUUAUCCAAUUAACAACAAGCUGGAAAGCGGGGAAGCAGAUGCUGAAGCAUCAAUUUCUGUACCAAUCAAUGAAAAAGAGUAUAGCACAAGAGAAAAUAGUGUUGCUAAAAUUAGAGUUGUGGUACGCAAAAGACCAUUAAACAAGAAGGAGCUAGCUAAGAAGGAGGAUGAUAUUGUAACUGUACCUGACAAUGCAUAUUUGACAGUCCAUGAACCCAAACUAAAGGUUGAUUUGACAGCUUAUGUGGAGAAGCAUGAGUUUUGUUUUGAUGCUGUGCUUGAUGAGCAUGUUACCAAUGAUGAAGUAUACCGAACUACUGUUGAACCAAUUAUUCCUACAAUUUUCGAGCGAACCAAAGCUACCUGUUUCGCUUAUGGUCAGACGGGAAGUGGCAAAACAUACACAAUGCAACCCUUACCACUCAGAGCUGCAGAAGAUCUUGUUCGACGGUUGCAUCAGCCAAUUUACCGGAAUCAGAGAUUUAAAUUGUGGCUCAGCUAUUUUGAGAUAUAUGGCGGAAAACUUUAUGAUCUUCUUAGUGACAGAAAGAAACUUUGUAUGAGGGAAGAUGGACGGCAGCAAGUUUGCAUCGUAGGACUGCAAGAAUUUGAAGUUUCUGAUGUGCAAAUUGUCAAAGAAUUCAUAGAAAGGGGAAAUGCUGCAAGAAGUACAGGAUCCACUGGUGCCAAUGAGGAGUCUUCGAGGUCACAUGCUAUCUUACAACUGGUUGUAAAGAAACACAGUGAACUGAAAGAGAGUAAGCGAAACAAUGAUGGGAAUGAGGCAAGAAGUGGGAAGGUUGUGGGGAAAAUUUCUUUCAUUGAUCUUGCUGGAAGUGAACGAGGUGCAGACACUACUGAUAAUGAUCGUCAGACACGGAUUGAAGGAGCGGAAAUCAACAAGAGCCUGUUGGCUUUGAAGGAGUGCAUCCGUGCUUUAGACAAUGACCAGAUUCAUAUUCCAUUUCGGGGAAGUAAACUUACAGAAGUGCUUCGUGACUCCUUUGUGGGAAAUUCAAAGACUGUAAUGAUCUCUUGUAUAUCUCCGGGUGCUGGAUCUUGUGAACACACGCUUAAUACCUUGAGAUACGCAGAUCGAGUUAAAAGUCUGUCCAAAAGUGGAAAUCCUAGAAAAGACCAGGUCCUAAAUCCUGCACCACAAACUAAUAAGGAGAUUUCAUCCACAUCAUCUAUUCCUGCUAGUGCUGGUGCAGAGGAUUUUAACCAUCAACGUCAAGAGAAAACAACGGACAUAGGCAGGAAAUUUGUUGAAAGGGAAAAUUCUUCGUACAGCUCUGGUGCGACUGCUGUUGACAAACAGCCAUUAAGUUUUUCUUCAAAUUAUUUAUCAAAUGGGCGAGAGGAGAAAGGCUUGUUUUCUGCUUCAUUGGACCGGGAUAGGUUUGAACUGAAGAACUCGUAUGGUGACUCUACUAGUCAAAAGAUGAACUCUUACUCACAAAUUGAUACAGGUGAAAAAUUGCAAAAGGUGUCUCCGCCACGCAGAAAAGGGUCUAAGGAUGAAAAAACUGAAAGGCCCGCAAAUUGGAUGAAAAGGGAUGCCAAUGGUUCUGAUCCCUCUAAUACAAGUUCCAAGCAGCAGAGCACGGGGAACUAUAACAUUGGGCCUAAGGAUGAAAAGUCUGAUAGGCCUUCAAACUGGAUAAAAAGGGAUUCCAGCGGUUCUGAUCUUCUCACUACAAGCUCCAAACAGCAGAGCACAGGGAAUAAUGUGUCUAAGGAUGAAAAAUCUGAAAGGUCAGCAAACUUGAUGAAAAGGGUUGCCAGUAACUCUGAUAUGUUCUCUACAAGCUCCAAGCAGCCGAGCACAGGGAACUAUAACAAUAUUACCACUGGAUCCAGGCCUUAUGAAGGAGAAUCUUCUCCUAACGGGAAUAUCAAUGCAGUACUUGAGGAGGAAGAAGCACUCAUUGCUGCUCAUAGGAAGGAAAUUGAGGAUACAAUGGAGAUUGUUCGAGAAGAAAUGAAACUCCUGGCAGAAGUGGACCAACCGGGAAGCCUUAUUGACAACUAUGUUACCCAAUUGAGUUUUGUGCUUUCUCGCAAAGCAGCGGGUCUGGUGGGUCUUCAAGCUCGUCUCGCAAGAUUCCAACAUCGACUAAAAGAGCAGGAGAUUCUAAGUAGAAAAAGAGUACCGCGUCAGUAAGGGAUUUCUCGCUUUCUCUUGUUCAACUUCAUCUCUAUUCUCCUGCUUGUUAGCAAAAUAGUUGAAAGGUUUUGUCUGAUAUAAGCAAAUCUUUUGGUGAAUAUGCUCUAAUUGAAUUUACUUAAAUGUAUAUGCCCUUGUGUGAGUCGUGUGACUUUUGGGCCACCUCAUGCCUUUGCAAAUUUGGUGUAAUCUAUGUAGGGUUAUCUGCGCCGUUGUUAUAAAAAACACAAAAAAGGUUGUAUGCCCCUAAAUUUUAGUUUGAGGGCAAAAAAAUAAAAAUAGAAUUUGAUAUAUGCAGAUUCAAAAUUAAUAGGUUUUAAUAUUUCUUUCUUUCUAGCCAUCCGGAAUUUUUCUAAUGUAUUCAUUUUCAAGCUCACGGGAUGCACUAAUGUACAAGUAACAAUUCGCAUAGAAGAGACUUGAAAUAAAAGCCUCUCCUAAAGGUUACUUAGUCGAGAA